AUGGAGCACGAACAUCUAAUAGACCCCGACCUCAUCGAUCAUGACGCUUCUGCGCAGGCGGUACAUAAUCAGAUUGAAGCACCAGUGGACAGUAUGGUGGCAUCCACACUGGGAGAAAAUGGUCAGGACGACGCAAUACAGCUUGGAGAACGGCUCGAGAAGCCACUUGUUUCUUCAAAGCAUCAUGGAACCCGUCUUUACCACUCUGGCUACGUCCUUGUGUUGAUCUUGCUCUAUGCGGCACUCGCGCUUUUCGCCUGGAUUGUGACGUGUACUCUAACAUUUCAUCCGAUAACGUCAACGUCAAAUUAUGGUGUGAAUUUUGACGUACCGCAUGCAUACGGUUGGACUGGAGCCUCUGUUAUCCACUCAUUUUACACCAAGAACGAAGAGUGGCUCCAAGCUGCUCAGUUCAUACAUUCAGUUGUGGCCGUUCUCACUCUUCCUCUCGUUUCCGCAGUAUGCUCCAAGGCCGCUGUCACUUUUGCACAGCAACAGGGCCAGCGAGACUUAACACUGCGUCAUACCAUAGUUUUGGCUGACCGUGGCUGGUCCGAUCCUGAUAUAUACGUAAAGCUCAUGGCAGGCGGGUACAAAAAGUAUGGAAGCAAGCUGCUCAUUUUCGCAAUCAUGCUGAACAUCAUCGGUACUCCCUAG
Molecule: messenger RNA, 657 nt
Organism: Alternaria burnsii
Lineage: Eukaryota; Fungi; Ascomycota; Dothideomycetes; Pleosporales; Pleosporaceae
Exons: 2
Coding region: 1-657 (218 amino acids)
Source: RefSeq, a predicted model, not a curated record